AUGGCUAAGGUCCAUCAUAUGUACACUAAGCUGACCUUCGGUAUCAAGGCAUUGAGCAUCACCAAUGGGCCUGAUAAUGAUCUCUUGUUGAGCGACACCACAGAGGAGUUGGUUGACAUCACUGUGUUCGUCUCGGACAAACGGAUCGCGAUAGAAGAGAAAGGCAAACACCCUAAGAUGUUGUUCAACUUCAGAUUGGGGGCGAUCAAAGUCUUCUUCCGCCCUCGGCUAUGGCGAGCUCUGGACUCGCCUUCUGCCACGGCACUUGACUUGGAACCGGACCAGCAGACGAGCUUUAAAUGGUGGCAAGUCGAUCUGCCUAAGAUGCUGCAAGUGAAGCUCAAGGACGCUGGAUGGGGUUGGUCAGGUCAUCUCGCGGUUGACCGUGUUGUUGGCGAUGCUGUUUGUCAAGUGUUUCAAGAGACGGAAGGAAUGUUCAUGAAUAUACGAGUUGAUGUACGGCCAUACCGCAGUUGUGUGUUUAUUGUCUUCGGCGCUGAGGACUAUACCAUUGCGAGUUACUCACUACGCAACAACUCUGACAAUUCUAUGUGGGUUCGACAGGCUCAUACUAGGGCCUAUUUCAUACCACUCCUCCGCCACUCUUCAACUCCGUUUGCCUGGUAUGAGCCGACCAAGCCUAAGAAACUGGAGAUUCUGUUAGACCCCGCCUCGAAAAGGAGCACUAUUGUUGACUUCAUACCAGAACAAAGCAACAGUCAGGCGUCAGCUGCGAGGGCCUCGGCUCAGAGUGGCGGGCCUAGUGCUCCAGCAUUCGAGCAUUCUGGUGUAUUAGUAGCACCCCUCAGAGGCCGCAGUCAAAGGCUCCAGUAUAAGGUGACGAGCAGUGGACCAACUAAGGUCUUCAUCCUCUAUAAUGAGUAA
Molecule: messenger RNA, 885 nt
Organism: Perkinsus marinus ATCC 50983
Lineage: Eukaryota; Perkinsozoa; Perkinsida; Perkinsidae
Exons: 6
Coding region: 1-885 (294 amino acids)
Source: RefSeq, a predicted model, not a curated record